CUUCUGGCAACCCCGAGUGCCACUUGCCGAAAUCAAAGUGCAGGGCUCCAUCCUGAGAAGAAAGUAGGCCAUAGGGGGACCAAAUGUUUACACUCGGAUCAUGGAACCCUUUGUGGACUCUAAGGUCUUGUCUGCUGGCAGUGCUGCUAUUGGUCAGUUCAGGAGAUGAGGCUGCAGGAAGAGGAAAUGACACCAGGCCCAACUUUGUUCUCAUGAUGGUAGACGAUUUGGGCAUUGGAGAUGUUGGCUGCUACGGGAAUGGCACGAUAAGGACCCCCAACAUUGACAAAUUGGCCCAGGAAGGGGUGAAGCUGACUCAACACAUUGCUGCCGCACCCCUCUGUACCCCCAGCAGGGCAGCGUUCAUGACCGGACGGUAUGCCCUACGGUCAGGGCUGGGCAGCACAGGGAGGGUGCAGGUAAUUUUGUUUUUGGGGGGCUCUGGAGGCCUUCCCCCCAGUGAGAUCACCUUUGCCAAGCUCUUGCAGAAACAAGGGUACAGCACUGGGCUUGUAGGAAAGUGGCACUUAGGGGUGAGCUGCGAGAGCAGGAAUGACCAUUGCCACCACCCUAACCAGCACGGCUUCGACUACUUCUACGGACUUCCCUUCACCAACUUCAAUGACUGCAAGCCGGGGGAAGGGAAGGACGUGCUGGUCGACCUGCAGGUGGUGCUGUGGGAGCUGUCUCUGCUGGUGGGGCUGGCCGUGCUGACGCUGGCCUGUGCGAGGGCCGCCGGCCUGCUGGAGGUCAGCCUGAAGGUCAUCGCGCUCCUGGCGGCCCUCUGCCUCCUGGGGCUGGUCGUCUGGUAUGUGCCAUUUGAGCUCCUGCAGACCUGGAACUGUAUCGUCAUGAGGAACCAGGAGGUGGUGGAACAGCCCGUGAACCUGGACACCCUGACACUCCGCCUCAUCAGCGAAGCUGAGCGGUUUGUGGAGAGAAACCAGCACAAACCCUUCCUCUUGUUCCUGUCCCUGGCUCACGUCCACACCCCACUCUUCACCUCCAAAGACUUUUUGGGGAAGAGCAAACAUGGGCUGUAUGGUGACAACGUGGAAGAGGUGGACUGGAUGAUCGGCAGAAUGGUCAACGUUGUCGAAAAACUGGGCCUGGCUGAGAAGACUCUGAUGUAUUUCACGUCUGAUCACGGAGGUCACAUAGAGGACGGCGACACCCGGGGUCAGAAAGGAGGCUGGAAUGGAAUCUACAGAGGGGGCAAGGCCAUGGGUGGCUGGGAGGGGGGCAUCCGCGUGCCGGGGGUGUUCCGCUGGCACGGCAGACUGCCCGCUGGGAGGGUGAUCGACGAGCCCACCAGCCUCAUGGACGUCUACCCUACCCUGGUCAGGCUGGCGGGGGGAGAGCUGCCAGAGGACAGAGUGUUAGACGGCCAUGACCUGAUGCCCUUACUGGAAGGCAGAGUCCAGCGCUCGGAACACGAGUUCAUGUUCCAUUACUGUGGGAUGUACCUCAAUGCUGUUCGCUGGCACCCGCCAGACAGUGAUUCCGUCUUCAAGGCCCACUUUUUCACCCCCAAUUUCACCCCUGAGGGAGCGGGUGGCUGCUACCACACCAAGGUAUGUAUGUGCCACCGCGGCUUCGUCACCUACCACCACCCCCCUUUGCUGUUCGACCUGGCCCGGGACCCGUCGGAGAGCAGGCCCCUCUCUCCGAGCACGGAGCCCCGCUACUCGGACGUCCUGCGGCGGAUCGGGGAGGCGGUCAAGCGGCACAGGGAAACCCUCGCCCCGGUCCCCAACCAGCUGUCGUGGGGUAACGUCCUGUGGAAGCCCUGGCUGCAGCCAUGCUGCGGGACCUUUCCCUUCUGCUCCUGCACCGAGGCUAACACCACCGCGGGGCAAUCGUCAUGAGGGGGCCGCCGCAACAGGGCCAACAGCGACGUCACACUCAAGACAAGAAUCUUACGACCAAAGACCGCCAAGCACUCUGUUUAAUAUUUAUAAAGAAGUCGAUUUCCAGUUACAUUAGAUUCCAGCCAUGUAAUUUAACGCUGAAAGUUGGUGCAGGAUGUCCUUCUGCAGUGGCGCUGAACUUUUACGCACAGCUGAAAAAUGUACACUAUAAUUUAGAUGUACAAUCUUGUUUUAAAGAGAAAUCUCAG
Messenger RNA from Megalops cyprinoides (Indo-Pacific tarpon), 2119 nucleotides. RefSeq names its product arylsulfatase H (gene arsh). Bases 84 to 1868 code for a protein of 594 amino acids. Gene Ontology annotation, molecular function: arylsulfatase activity. Lineage: Eukaryota; Metazoa; Chordata; Actinopteri; Elopiformes; Megalopidae. The record is from RefSeq and is a predicted model, not a curated record. The transcript has 11 exons.